GCGCUCAACCUCUCUAUUAUUUUGGAUGUGCGGGAAUUCAAACUCUGAAAACUCCAAAAGAAUGGCAUCUUCGUCGACUUAUUCACGAUACAGCAGUAAUUCAGAUAAUUACUAUGAUAUAAACGACAUUCUAGCGACUCAUGAAAAGAUACCUUGUAAGGUUGAACUACCAUUGCAUAGACUUGGUUUUCUGAAUCCUGGUUCAGAUGGCGAAAACAUACGAGUUGGUACGAAAAUGGACCUUCCCUACUGGCUGGUCACCGGCCUCCUCGGGCGGCGCAGGCCGCUUGUGAGCGUUGAACCGCCCAAGUAUUUUCGCGGCUCCUACCGAGAGAUAAUGAGUGCUGAUGCAAACAUCGUCGAUUUACAUAAAAUGGGCCCCUACUACUACGCUUUUGGAACUAAAAUUCUCAGUUUUGAUUUCCCAGAAUCCGAAGACAUUGCAAAGUCAUUGAUUGAGACCUACAUCAACCGUUUCCGCAAGGUGAUGGAUGGCUCACAGAAUGCAUCUCAUGAGGAUAAUAACCGCCUAACCAGCAAGAUGGAUGAAACAGAGAGGUCCAUCUACCGAGCCGGACAGGGUAGUCUCAGGAGUUUUCAGAGCUGGGAGACGAGACAGAUCACAAAGAUAUGUACGUCGGAUAUGGUAGCUAACCACAGGAAGAGAAAACGAGCAGCAAUGGAUGAAGAUGAUCACUGAACAAGACAGUUGUAGAUAACAAGAUAUUCAUCUGAUAUGGUAGCUAACCACAUGAAAAUAAAACAACCAGUGAUGGAUGAAGAUGGUCAUGGAACAAGAUAGAUUAUGAAAGGUGUGCAUAUAAAUCAAUCAGAUAUUGGUAGCUCACCACAGGAAAUGGAAACAAGCAGCAAUGGAUGAAGAAGAUCACUGAACAAGAUUGAGGAAGAUAACAAGAUGCAUGUAUAAAUAUGAUAUGGUAGCCAACCACAUGAAAGUAAAACAAUCAAUAAUUGAUGAAGAUGGUCAUGGAACGAUAGAUUAUGAAAGAUAUGAAUUGAAUAUAGGCCUACAUGAGAUAUGGUAGCCAAC
Lytechinus variegatus (green sea urchin) is the source of this 1051-nucleotide messenger RNA. It is a transcript of the gene gins3, whose product is annotated as DNA replication complex GINS protein PSF3-like. Gene Ontology annotation, cellular component: GINS complex. The transcript is spliced from 2 exons. The coding region runs from base 26 to 700 and encodes 224 amino acids. Gene Ontology annotation, biological process: mitotic DNA replication initiation. Lineage: Eukaryota; Metazoa; Echinodermata; Echinoidea; Temnopleuroida; Toxopneustidae. The record is from RefSeq and is a predicted model, not a curated record.